AUGACUGCUAAAGCAGGAGGUGGUACUGGCGCAAGCCGGUCGAGAAGAAACAUAAACGCCGACAACAAAGCACAACAGUCCGCCACGACACAACAAGAUGAAAACGUUAGCAGAAGCUCAAUAGCGAAAACAAUAAGCCAACCAAAAUUUAACAUUGCACCUCUGAUUUUAGAGGGAGUUAAAAUCAACAAAAUUCAACUGAAUGACAUCCUUAAACAACACUUAAGCGAUGUUAGAAUAACAGAUAUCCAACUGAGCCGUACAGGAAUUUUCACACUAUAUUCGGCUGACGCGAAAUCAUUCAACCGGCUGUUAAACGAAUUAACAGCAAUCUUGGAAAGUAAUGGUCAAGCAUCAGUCAAAGUAUACGUUCCUCGUUUGAUUCAGCGAAUAACUGACACCGAAAAAGUGGCUUUUAUCAAAAGAGUCGACCUUGAAUUGCCGACUGAAAGAAUAGCCGAAGCAUUGAAAACCGUUGGUUUAGAUGUAACGAAUGUUAUUNAAAAGAUUAAAAUGGCGAACGCAUCUCGACCAGAUUGA
Molecule: messenger RNA, 540 nt
Organism: Adineta ricciae
Lineage: Eukaryota; Metazoa; Rotifera; Eurotatoria; Adinetida; Adinetidae
Source: the annotation of a GenBank genome assembly